UUUUAUACAAAAUGGUUUCAGUAAUAAUAUUAAGUUUAUUUGCAAUUUCUGUGGUAUAUUUUUUUUAUAAAUAUGGUACAGAUAAGCCGUAUAAAUAUCCUCCAGGUCCUCCCAAAAUACCAUUAUUUGGUAGUUAUUUAUUUUUAUUAUUAUGUGAUUGGAAGAGAACAAGUCGUGGUGCUAUGAUGUUGAGUAAACUGUAUAAAUCGGACAUAAUUGGAUUAUUUUUAGGAGAAUUUCAUACAGUUGUUGUCAAUAGUUAUGAUGGCAUUAAAGAAAUGUUUUCUCGACCAGAAUUUGAUGGAAAACCUGAUGUAAUGGCAGCUCGUUUAAGAGAUCCACAUUAUGGAAGAACAGGAAUUUUCUUUAAUGAUGGUCCCAUUUGGAAAGAACAACGUCGAUUUAUAUUACGUUACUUAAGGGAUUAUGGAUUUGGUAGAAGAUUUGAUAGUGUUGAACAAUUUAUAAAUGAUGAAUUAUCAUAUCUGAUAAAUUUAAUAAAAACUGGUCCGAAAUAUUCUCAUGAGAAGGAAUUUUUCCCAGAAAAAGGAAAGGUUUUAUGCCCAUAUUUUAUGAAUAGUUGUUCAUUAAGUUCAUUCUUAUAUAUAUGUUUUAAUGAAAGAAUACCACAAAAUGAUCGUAAAAUAUUUAAUGAAUUAAUUAAAGAUUCUAUUAUAUUUAAUAAAACCGGUGAUCCAUACGGUUUAUUGUUGAGUAUAAUGCCAUGGAUUCGCUUUAUUUUUCCAAAUUUAAGUAGUUUUAAACCACUGAGAGAAACAUCCAAAGGAUUAUAUAUAUUUAUUAAAGAUUUAAUUGAUAAAAAUAUGAAAACGUAUAAAGAAAAUGAAGAAAGAAAUUUUAUUGAUUUAUACGUGAAAGAAAUGAAAAAGAUGGAGAAUCAAGGUGUCAAUAAUUCGAGUUUCUAUUAUGAUCAAUUUGUAUUAAGUAUUGUAGAUUUUGCAUUUCCUGCAAAUUUGGCUAUUACAGUACAAUUAUCUUUAAUGUUUCAAUGGUUCAUUUUGAGACCAGAUAUUUUGAAAAAUAUUCAAAAUGAAAUUGAUAAUGUUGUUGGACAUAGUAGAUUACCAACACUUGAUGAUCGUAAAAAUUUACCGUAUACGGAAGCAGCAUUACGUGAAUGUAUGAGAAUUGAAUCAUUAACACCUUCAGGAUUUCCACAUAAAGCAUUAGUUGAUACUGAAUUUAAAGGAUAUUUUAUUCCAAAAGAUACGCUUAUGAUACCUGGAAUUUAUGCGUUUCACAUGGAUAAAAAUAUAUGGAGUGAUCCAGAUGUAUUCAAACCAGAGAGAUUUUUGGAUUCAAAUGGUGAAUUGUGCCUCUCAAAAGAUAAAACACUACCAUUUGGAGCGGGAAAACGAUUAUGUGCUGGAGAAACAUUUGCCAGAAAUAUGAUGUUUUUAAUAUUAACAGCAAUAUGUCAAAAUUUUAACGUUAUUUUAAGACCAGAACAAUCUUUACCUGAUAUGACAAAAGCAUUUAAUGGAAUAUCAAUAGUACCACCAGAUUUUUGGCUAUAUUUAGAAGAACGAACAAUUUAGGAUGAUUAAAUUUUUAUUAUUAAAAUACAAAUUAAAUUUCCUUUAUUUUCACAUUUUUUUCUGAUCCAAUAAAAUAUCGAUACUAUUAUAUUACAAAGGUUUAAUUUA
Messenger RNA from Condylostylus longicornis, 1667 nucleotides. RefSeq names its product probable cytochrome P450 304a1. Gene Ontology annotation, molecular function: iron ion binding; monooxygenase activity; oxidoreductase activity, acting on paired donors, with incorporation or reduction of molecular oxygen. The transcript has 6 exons. Bases 12 to 1559 code for a protein of 515 amino acids. Lineage: Eukaryota; Metazoa; Arthropoda; Insecta; Diptera; Dolichopodidae. The record is from RefSeq and is a predicted model, not a curated record.